AUGCCAGCGGAUUGUGAACCUGAUGUUUUGAUCUCUGGAACCUUAGUGGUUCUCAAAUUCUCCCCACUUUUCUCACUACCAUUUUUCAUUUUUGCCGGGUAUGUGUUGGCCUACAAAUCGAGUAAACACCUGCAACCAUCAAAACGAGCCUACGGUUAUUUUUUGAUAUGCAAAUAUCUCAGCUUAUUAUUCCUUUCCUCUGGAAUCGCACCUAUAAUACAUACUCAUGCAUGGGGAUUCCAUGCUACAGGAUUCCUUCGAUUAUUUGAUUUGUUGAACCCUAUGUGGUCGAUUAUUAUCACUAUGUAUGGGCAUUUAGUCAUGCUAUUCUUUCUGGUCCAAGUCAUUAACACCCGGUGCGAAGCUAUUGAAAAGCUGGCAGUUGUGGCUUUCGAGGAGGAGAAGAAGAUGUUUUUCUUGAUCAGAUGCCUUCUGAAAGUUCUCUAUUUUUUUAUUCUUUUCUCAUUUUGGUGUCUUCUUCUAACACUUGGAUUCGGAGAAGGAGAUGUGCAACGAAGGUUGAGAGGUGCAGUGGAAAAGACAACAGUAAAAAUCAAUUGCUCAUCUUUCUUUUUCCUGGACACCGAAUCAUGGCGUCUUGUGAUAUCGAUAAUAUCGAUUGUGUUCUUGCUGGUUAUUUUUCUCAUCUUCUCCAUUGGAUACCUAUCAGGAGUCUACAGUAUCCUGAAAAAGUCAAAAGCAAAGAUCUCAAAAAAGUUCUGGAAGAUCCAAACCGGAUUUUUGUCGUUAUUGGGGAUCCAAGUUGUCCUGCUAUUUUGUUUCUUACUGUUUCUACCAAUAUGCUUCCUGGCUUUGAAGACACCAGGUUCUGAGUCCACAUCCCUCACAAUUUUACUGUUUAUCGCUCAUCACGGCACAAUUUCCACUAUAAUUUUCAUAGUGGCACAUCGAUUCGUGAGAUCGCGUAUUCUUAGAACUUACAAUAAUUGUGUUCCGAAAUCCCGACGGAUCGGAAUCAUUGUGGACGCGGAUCGUCUGGAUAUACAUUCAACACCGCAAGUUCAAGUGUUUACGGUUAUCGUUGAGAAUACUUCUGUCUGA
Messenger RNA from Caenorhabditis remanei, 1062 nucleotides. RefSeq lists its product as uncharacterized. The coding region runs from base 1 to 1062 and encodes 353 amino acids. NCBI's taxonomy places the organism in Eukaryota, Metazoa, Nematoda, Chromadorea, Rhabditida, Rhabditidae. The transcript is spliced from 5 exons. The record is from RefSeq and is a predicted model, not a curated record.